Penicillium roqueforti is the source of this 1953-nucleotide messenger RNA. RefSeq lists its product as uncharacterized. The transcript has a single exon. Lineage: Eukaryota; Fungi; Ascomycota; Eurotiomycetes; Eurotiales; Aspergillaceae. The record is from RefSeq and is a predicted model, not a curated record. Bases 1 to 1953 code for a protein of 650 amino acids.
AUGGGAGGGCUACACAAUCGGUUGUUGCUGCUGCAAGCCAGGCAACGGCUUAACACUGGGAAUUUUCUGUCACGGCAAUUGGUGCGCAGUCUCUAUCCCGCAACGAUUAAACGACCACAUGACCCAUCACCGUCUGAAAUGCUUCGAUUCGCUUUAAGAGAUUCCACUGAGCCAAUUUAUGACUCGAAUGUUAACGAGGUCUUAUCUGAAUACCUUCGUGGGAUUUUUAUCACCGAAUGGAAGUUGAAUACUCCGCCUUCCCCGUUGUGGACCUCCCUCAAAGGGCCUACAUCGCGGAACCAAGAGUUGUUGUGGAAUUCCAAUAGCGACAUCGCCGAUGUCUCUUCCUUGCGGAGUCUAAUUGAGAGAUAUGUCAACGACAGACAUGGAGCAGAGAUUUUGCAGACGAAUAAUUGUUUACCAUUACAUCACGCUUUGCGACGCUGCCAACGUAACAACACAUUGGCAGAAAUCCUCUCGGUGCUACGUGACUUGUUUGCAAGGCUGAAGCGUCUCCAGCUUCCCAUCCGGCCUGGAAUGUACACUAUAGCGUUAUACUUCGCAUCUCUUGAUCUUUCGCCUUCUGAUCUCAGGUAUUUCUUGGAUGGCCAACACCACAUGGGCGCUCCAGCUCUAAGUCCCAAGGAAAGUCUGCGGAUAGUCCGAUAUUGCUCUGAAGCACUUGACUGCAAAGUUUUUGAAGACCCAUACUAUGACCCCAAUCCCAUUCUUGCCGAGAUUACAGGCGAAGGAGAAUCUGUGACCGAAAGUCGCAAUUUGCAUGAUACCUUAUUCUGGACGCAAUCUACUGAUCAAAUCGGCAACCGAUUCAAUUAUGAGACCAAAGCCCAGGAUUAUAUCUGUUUACUUACUAGGCUUGGUAAUGAUGAAGUGCUUCACAGAUGCUGGUCUCAUUUCUUGAAGAACAUUCAACCUAAGAACUAUCAAAGCUGCAUCGCUGCCUAUCAGGUAGUGUUGGCUCUGGUCCAAAAUAUUCAGUCCGAAACAGCGGUGAAAUGGUUGGAAGAUAUCUCUCAACAUUGUGGUGAUAACCUGCCAUUCAUUGCGAAAUUCCCGGACAUUCGAUUCCUCCUUAAUGACCUUAUUAUAGGCGAGGCACUACCUGACCUAGUGAGGGGAGAGGACUACCUCGAACUACUUAAGUUUUGUCUUGAGGACAUGGAUCGAAGGAUGGGUGUUCAAUGGAGCCCUGAGAGUCAAAGUCAUUUCAGUACGGCCUUGGACCCAAUCUACGGAGCAUUUGGUGAUCAGCCUUUACCCAAGACUGAUAACAAAUAUGCUGGCUAUGAUCAUGGCGGGCAAUUGUAUGCAGAGCUUCGCGUUCAUGGCUGCUCCAAGUCUCCGGUUGCACUGGCCAGGGUCGUAGAUCUGUUGAAUGACCACGAUGGACAGUCGCAGAAUAUCAUCACUCAUCUUGAUUACAAUGCGGCACGGCUUAAUGAAUUUCGGUCCAAAUUUAAAUCUCUGGAACUCCGAUGGGUACCAGAACACUCACCGAUUGAAUUCUCUAACUCCCGGAUUCCGGCGAUACGUGAUUUCUCUGGGCCUAUGACCCCAUCUACCCUAGGCCUUAUUCGGGCUCGUUUGAUCAUUCAUGCAGUUCCUCAAAUGGGGAUCGACAAUUUACAUUUGAUGCAACUCGGCUGCAUGGAUAUGCGGCAUGGUCCAGACCAACCAUGGCAGCCAUCUGGAUAUAUCGUGGUUUGGGAUCGUCAUCACAGGGAACUCCUCGGGCUGUAUGUUGGGCAGAACACUGGUGUCAUUAGCUGUGGAGCACCUUCGGAUGGCCCUCUUGGUGCCUUGAUGCAUCUAUCGCUCUCAACCAAUCCUGACGAGCGAACAUUUUAUCCUAGGGGCACGCGCACUCAUUCUCGGAACUGCUGGGGUCCUUACUAUCUGGAUGUAGAUCCAAGUGCAGAUCUAGAGUAUUGA